Messenger RNA from Sceloporus undulatus (fence lizard), 942 nucleotides. Its product is annotated as olfactory receptor 10C1-like. Bases 1 to 942 code for a protein of 313 amino acids. The transcript has a single exon. Gene Ontology annotation, molecular function: olfactory receptor activity; G protein-coupled receptor activity. NCBI's taxonomy places the organism in Eukaryota, Metazoa, Chordata, Lepidosauria, Squamata, Phrynosomatidae. Gene Ontology annotation, cellular component: membrane. Gene Ontology annotation, biological process: G protein-coupled receptor signaling pathway. The record is from RefSeq and is a predicted model, not a curated record.
AUGGAUAACAAAACACAGAUUACUAGUGAAUUCAUUUUACUGGGAUUCUCCAAACUCUCAGAAAUGAAAUGGAUUUUCUUUAAUAUAUUUUUAUUCCUGUAUAUUUUUACAAUGCUUAGCAAUAUUACCAUUGUCAUUGUCACAAGUGCUGAUGCUACUCUUCAGACACCCAUGUAUUUCUUCCUAAGGAAGUUGUCUUUCUUGGAACUGUGCUUCACCUCAGUCACCAUACCCAACAUGCUAGUGACUCUUUGCUUGGAGGAAAGCAGAAUCUCAUUUGUUGGGUGUGCAGCACAGCUAUAUUUCAUUUUACUUUUUGGUGUCACUGAGUGCUUUCUCCUUUCCGUCAUGUCAUAUGAUCGCUAUGUGGCGAUAUGUCUCCCACUGCAGUACACAGCCAUCAUGAAUAAGAGAGUAUGUAUUCAACUCUCUGCUUCAUCUUGUCCUACAGCAAUUAUGGUGGCUGCUGGACACACAGCCUUCAUCUUCACCCUGCCUUUUUGUCGAUCAAAUGUAAUUAACCAUUUCUACUGUGAAAUCCAGCCAUUACUUCUACUUGUUUGUGGCAAUACCUACUGGAAUGAAGUCCAAGUUAUUGUGGCAGCUGGUGUGGUACUUGUGCUGCCCUUCCUAUUUAUUUUGAUAUCUUACAGCCAGAUCAUCCUCAGCAUCCUAAAGAUGAGGUCAACGCAAAGCAGACACAAGGCAUUUUCCACCUGUUCCUCUCAUCUUAUUGUAGUAAUGCUUUUCUAUGGCACAGCCCUCUUCAUGUAUAUGAGACCCAAGUCAAGUUACUCUUUGGACACUGACAAAUGGCUCUCUCUGUCUUAUACAGUUAUUACUCCAAUACUGAACCCUAUAAUAUACAGUCUCAGAAACAAACAAGUGAAAGGAGCCUUGUGGAAACUGGCAACCAAAAUUAUUCUUAUACCAAGAAGAUAA